GUAUAAAACGGACGUUCUGAUCAGUGGUUAGUAUUAGUCUUUCGUUCGUCUUCAGUCUGCACAUUCUGCAUUAUAUUCACCAGACACUCAAAAGUCAACCUACCUACGAAAUCACCAUGCAAUUCCAAGUAUCAUUCGCUCUGCUUGCCAUGGUCGUGUGCUUCGCCGCCGCCGAAACCAAGACGUCGUCAUCUGCUCAAUCAGACACCAACCGUAGCAAACGUACAGUGAUCGUCCCGCUGGCCGCCUCACCUUACGUGGCCGCACCGUACGCCGCCGCCUCGCCUUACGUGGCCGCACCAUACGCCGCUGCAUCGCCUUACGUUGCCGCGUCGCCUUACGUGGCCGCGCGGUACGCAGCUACCCCUUACGCCGCCGCCCCAUAUGCUGCAGUGGCUUCGCCGUACGUCUCCGCUUACUCCGCUUACUCAACCUACCCAUACGUGGCCAAGACCUUGGCUUCCCCGUACGCUUACUACCCAUGAACGAACCGUCAGGCCAGCCACCGAAAUCUAUAUUAUACCUAAUGCAACGUUUAUUUGACUUUGAUGAUGAGAGUACCUGUUUAUAUUAUUUUAUACAGAAAUAACCUGUAUGAAAACUUAUAAAACUCUUAUAGAAAUUAAUGAAAAACUCUUUUUAUGUACUCAAAAUGUAUUGUUGUACCUACUUUUUUCGAAAUGUGAAUAAAAAUUCAAUUUAUUUAUCAAAUAA
Myzus persicae (green peach aphid) is the source of this 714-nucleotide messenger RNA. RefSeq names its product testis-specific gene A8 protein-like. Lineage: Eukaryota; Metazoa; Arthropoda; Insecta; Hemiptera; Aphididae. The coding region runs from base 117 to 485 and encodes 122 amino acids. The transcript is spliced from 2 exons. The record is from RefSeq and is a predicted model, not a curated record.